Messenger RNA from Tripterygium wilfordii, 1907 nucleotides. Its product is annotated as pheophytinase, chloroplastic. Bases 210 to 1781 code for a protein of 523 amino acids. NCBI's taxonomy places the organism in Eukaryota, Viridiplantae, Streptophyta, Magnoliopsida, Celastrales, Celastraceae. Gene Ontology annotation, biological process: chlorophyll catabolic process. Gene Ontology annotation, molecular function: pheophytinase activity. Gene Ontology annotation, cellular component: chloroplast. The transcript is spliced from 6 exons. The record is from RefSeq and is a predicted model, not a curated record.
AAGAGGAAUAAUAGGGAAAAUAGAAAAGAAAGGAAAAAGGUCGGUUUAUUGCUUGGCAUUAUAUGAAGAAGAAGAAGCUUACAAGCAACUGAAUAUGUACGUGUCAACCUCUCUAGAUUUUUGCCUCCGUCUUUCACCAAAUCUUCCGCAGAAAAGAUCACAACCCGAUGAACCUUAGCUUCCCAAGUUGAAGAAAACAGUUUCUGGGUAUGGAAGUUUCCUCAUACAAUUUCACACCAUGCUGUCAAGUUGUCAACUUUAGCUCGAAAUUGGUUGAGAGGACCUCUUUUUCUCACCAACUGAAACUCUCUCCUAUUGGUAAAUUUAGAAUUUUGUGUACCAGCAUCGAUUCCAGAAAUGGGUCUCUACGGUUUUCUAGUAUUAGUAAGCUUUACUUGAAGAAUACCAAUAAUAGUGAAGGUUCUAGGGCAGUCAAUGCCCUUGGAGGGUCUAAACGUAUUAAUUUUAAGGCAUUAAGUGGAAGCUACGAUGGUUAUGUGAUUGAUGGGAAAGAGGAUGCAAGAAAUAUUUCAGUAGGUGAGGAAUCAGUCUCCAAGGUUUUGAUUCCUGGACUGCCCGAUGAAUCUAGUGGCGAGAGUUGUGCUUCCAUUAGUAGCUGUUUUUGGGAGUGGAAGCCUAAACUUAAUGUGCAUUAUGAAAAAGCUGGAUGUGAGAAUGUGAAAUCACCACCAGUGCUGUUUCUUCCUGGAUUUGGUGUUGGCUCCUUUCAUUAUGAGAAGCAGUUGAAAGAUUUGGGCCGUGAUUAUAGAGUGUGGGCAAUUGAUUUUCUUGGGCAGGGUAUGUCAUUGCCAGUUGAGGAUCCCACUCCAAGAUCUAAGGAAGAUGUUGUCUCUGCAGAGGAGGAUGUGUUAUGGGGCUUCGGAGAGAAAACUGAAACUUGGGCUAAUGAGCUUGUUUACUCUGUGGAUUUAUGGCAGGAUCAAGUUUGCGAUUUCAUAGAACAGGUCAUUGGCGAACCUGUUUAUAUUGUGGGGAACUCCCUAGGAGGAUUUGUUGCUUUAUACUUCGCAGCAUGCAAACCUGAAUUGGUAAAGGGUGUUACAUUGCUUAAUGCAACCCCUUUUUGGGGGUUUUUGCCUAAUCCUACACGAUCUCCACGACUGGCUAGAAUAUUUCCAUCGUCCGGAACAUUUCCUCUGCCUGAAGGUGUGAGAAAGGUCACAGAAGUUGUUUGGCAGAAAAUAAGCGAUCCUAAAAGUAUUGCAGAGAUACUUAAACAGGUUUAUGCAGAUCAUUCUACAAAUGUUGACAAAGUCUUUUCUCGUAUUCUUGAGAUAACUCAACAUCCUGCUGCUGCUGCUUCACUUGCCUCAAUUUUGCUUGCUCCUCAGGGGAGAUUAUCCUUCCGGGAAUCCUUAUCUAGGUGUAAAGCGAACGAUAUUCCCAUCUCUCUGAUGUACGGAAAAGAGGACCCCUGGGUGAGACCUGUGUGGGGCCGUCAGGUGAAACGCCAGCUACCUGAAGCCCCGUAUUAUGAGAUCAGCCCUGCAGGCCACUGCCCUCACGAUGAAGUUCCUGAGGUCGUGAAUUAUUUACUGCGGGGAUGGAUUAAAAACCUGGAAUCCCAGGGCUUGGUUGCAUUACCGCUACUUGAGGACUGUGAAAGUACUCAAUAUUCCAUUGCCAGAGAAUUGGAAUUUAUCAGAGAAGGAUCAAGAAAAUCGGUGAGCGUACGAAUCCAAGGAUCCAGUUUCUCAUUCUGGAAUGGUGUAAGCUCUUAUUUCCAGUCUCGUUUUGGAAAAUUAGAAACCAAAUCAUGAAUGUCCAUAUAACAUAGCGUGUAGAUAAAAUGUUCAUUUCCUUUUCCUCUCCUAGUCUCACAUUGGGCAUCGGUCCCAUUCCUGUGCAGGUGAAUGCAUCAUAAUCUUGAAUAUAUAUAUAUAUAU